UCAGUUUCAACAUGGCAGAACUGAUCGUGUGUUUCGAUCAUGUGAUGUAGAAGUUUCUGUGUUGUGAGUAAUUUCCAUGUGCUGAGGCGGUCGUUUUACUUUAGAAAACAGUUACCGCGUACUUUGCGAACAUGGCGGACCCUAAAUCGCCGCCCCUGAACGACAUAAAACGUCCGGAGGAGGUGGUUCGAAUGGCUAUGAAGGACAGCUUGAAGUUCGCCGUGCUUAUCGGUCUGAUUGAAGUCGGACAGGUGUCCAACCCUGAGGUUGUGAACACCGUUCUGCAUUUGCUGGUGGGCGGGGAGUUCGACAUGGAGCUGAACUUCGUGAUCCAGGACGCGCAGAACAUCAAGCACAUGCUGGAGCUACUGGACCACUGCCCCGCCAACCUCCAGGCGGAGAUAUGGAGCGUGUUCAUCGCCAUCCUGAGGAAGAGCGUGCGCAACCUGCAGGCUUGCACGGACGUGGGCCUCAUAGAGCACGUGUUGAACCGACUGUGCCAGGCGGAGACCAUCGUGGCCGACCUGCUGAUCGAGAUGCUGGGGGUGUUGGCGAGCUACAGCAUCACCGUCAAGGAGCUGAAGCUGCUGUUCGGCGCCAUGAAGGCCUGCGGCGGCAAGUGGCCGAGGCACUCGGCCAAGCUGCUGAGCGUGCUGCGCCAGAUGCCGCAGAGGAACGGCCCUGACGUCUUCUUCAGCUUCCCCGGCCGCAAGGGCUCCGCGGUGGUGCUGCCCCCGCUCGCCAGGUGGCCGUACGAGAGCGGCUUCACCUUCACCACUUGGUUCCGGCUGGACCCCAUCAACUCCGUCACCAUAGAGCGAGAGAAGCCCUACCUCUACUGCUUCAAGACGAGCAAAGGCGUCGGCUACUCGGCACACUUCGUGGGAAACUGCCUCGUCCUGACGUCGAUGAAGGUCAAGGGGAAAGGUUUCCAGCACUGCGUCAAGUACGAGUUCCAGCCCAGGAAGUGGUACAUGAUCGCCAUAGUGUACAUAUACAACAGGUGGACGAAGAGCGAGAUAAAAUGCCUCGUGAACGGCCAGCUGGCUUCCAGCACCGAGAUGGCGUGGUUUGUUUCCACCAAUGACGUGUUUGACAAGUGCUACAUCGGGGCCACGCCGGAGCUGGACGAGGAGCGGGUGUUCUGCGGCCAGAUGUCGGCCAUCUACCUGUUCAGCGAGGCGCUCACCACGCACCAGAUCUGUGCCAUGCACAGGUUAGGACCCGGCUACAAGAGUCAGUUUCGGUUUGACAAUGAAUGCAACCUUAAUCUUCCUGACAAUCACAAAAGGGUGAGUGAACCGCCGUCGCAACUCUGCAUGCCGGACCAAGCUUUGCUCUCUGUGCUAUACGACGGCAAGCUGUCCGCGGCCAUCGUCUUCAUGUACAACCCGGUGGCGACAGACAGCCAGCUCUGCCUGCAGUCCGCUCCCAAGGGCAACGUCUCCUACUUCGUCCACACGCCCCACGCCCUCAUGCUGCAGGACGUGAAGGCGGUGAUAACCAACUCCAUCCACAGCACGCUGAACUCGGUGGGCGGCAUUCAGGUGCUGUUCCCGCUCUUCUCGCAGCUGGACCUGCCGUACGACUGCCCGCCAGGAUGCGCGGACGCCAAGCGGGACCCCGCGCUGUGCUCCAAGCUGCUGGGGUUCAUCUGCGAGCUGGUGGAGAGCUCCCAGACGGUGCAGCAGCACAUGAUCCAGAACCGGGGGUUCCUGGUGGUCAGCUACAUGCUGCAGCGCUCGUCGCGGGACCACCUCACGCCCGAGGUGCUGGGCUCCUUCCUGGGCCUCACCAAGUACCUGGUCACCUGCCUCGGCUCCAACAGCGAGCUGCUGCUCAAGCAGUUGUUCUGCUUCUCGUUCCUGACCUGGCAGCUGCUGGACCACGUGCUGUUCAACCCGGCGCUGUGGAUCUACACGCCGGCGCCCGUGCAGGCGCGCCUCUACUCCUACCUGGCCACCGAGUUCCUGUCCGACACGCAGAUCUACUCGAACGUGCGGCGCGUCUCCACCGUGCUGCAGACGGUGCACACGCUCAAGUACUACUACUGGGUGGCCAACCCUCGCGCGCGCAGCGGCAUCACGCCCAAGGGCCUCGACGGGCCGCGGCCGCCGCAGAAGGACAUCCUGGCGAUCCGGGCGUACAUCCUGCUGUUCCUCAAGCAGCUGGUCAUGAUCGGCAACGGCGUGAAGGACGACGAGCUCCAGAGCAUCCUCAACUACCUCACCACCAUGCACGAGGACGAGAACCUCCACGACGUGCUGCAGAUGCUCAUCUCGCUGAUCUCGGAGCACCCCGCCUCGAUGGUGCCGGCCUUCGACGUGAAGCAGGGCGUGCGCUCCAUCUUCAAGCUGCUGGUGGCCGAGAGCCAGCUCAUCCGGCUGCAGGCCCUCAAGCUGCUCGGGUUCUUCCUCAGCCGCAGCACGCACAAAAGAAAAUAUGACGUAAUGAGCCCUCACAACUUGUACACGUUACUGGCGGAAAGACUUCUGCUUAACGAAGAGACGCUUACGCUGCCGACGUACAACGUACUCUAUGAGAUAAUGACGGAGCACAUCAGCCAGCAGAUCCUGUACACGAGGCAUCCCGAACCAGAGUCCCACUUCAGGCUGGAGAACCCCAUGAUCCUGAAGGUGGUGGCGACGCUGAUCCGGCAGUCGAAGCAGACGGAGCAGCUGCUCGAAGUGAAGAAGCUGUUCCUGUCGGACAUGACGCUGCUGUGCAACAACAACCGCGAGAACCGGCGCACGGUGCUGCAGAUGUCCGUGUGGCAGGAGUGGCUGAUCGCCAUGGCGUACAUCCACCCGCGCAGCGGCGAGGAGCAGAAGAUCAGCGACAUGGUGUACUCGCUGUUCCGCAUGCUGCUGCACCACGCCGUCAAGCACGAGUACGGGGGCUGGCGCGUCUGGGUCGACACGCUGGCCAUCGUGCACUCCAAGGUCUCGUACGAGGAGUUCAAGCUGCAGUUCGCCCAGAUGUACGAGCACUACGAGCGGCAGCGCUCGGACAACAUCACCGACCCGGCGGUGCGCCAGCAGCGCCCCAUCAGCACCAUCUCGGGCUGGGACCAGCAGCGCGCCGUCGCCAACGGGUACCGCCCGGCCGCGCGGGCCCUGGGCGGCGCUCCGGCCUGGGGCGGCCCCGCGCAUGCCGACGACGCGGGAAAGGCGGGUGCGGUGUGCAGCUGCGACCUGGGCGCCGUGCGACCCGACGACGCGGCCAAGCGCGACGGAGACGGCGACGGCGCGCAAGACGACAAGCUGUCGACGGGCUCCAGCACCUGCAACCUGUACAGCGAGCCGGGCAAGCCGGGGUCGCCCGUCGCCCAGGCGCGGGGGGACGGGGACGGCAGCGCCGGCGACGCGCGCGAGACGACGGCCGCCGCGGCGUCGGCGGACGACGCCCCGGCCGAGUCCCGCGCGGCCUCGGUGGACGCGGGCGGCGGCGAAGAAGCGUUCCCGGCCGAGGGCGAGACCUGGGUUCCCGCGGCGGCCGAGGGCGAGACAGGAGCCCCCACGGCGGUCGAGGGGGAAGCGCGGCGGCCGGACGGGGUCGCGGACCGCGGGGGCAUGUCCCUGGAGGGCCUCGGGCGGGGUGGGGAAGACGGCGGCCCCACCGCCCUGGCCGUGGUGACGGGGGACGACGACGUCGCCGCGACGCAGCUGGAGCGCGAGGUGGGCGACAGCGACAACUCGGAGGCCUACCUGACGCCCACGGACAACGCGGAGGGGCCGUGCCCCGGGGAGAAGCGCGACGCGGAGAGGGAGGACCCCAAGGAGGACUUCCCGCCCGUGGCAACAUCGUCGGCGGCAUCGGCCGAGGAACCGGCCGGCCACGAAGGAAUUCUGGUGCUGGUGAGCGACAGCAUUGCGGCGCGCAACCCUGAAGGAGCGGACGAGACUCAUCGCCCUUCACCGCUGCCGCGAGAACCUAACCUCGAGCCUUCUGCAGCGGUGGUGGGAUCUGGUAGCGCAGUUGCGGACCCCGAAGACAUCGGUCAGUCCACAGACGUUGCGCAACGCGAAGACUCUCCAGAGCCCGAGGACUUUGUGCCUUCGGAGGAGAAGAACGGUCCGAAGGCUGGUGACGUUGUUUCGGAAGCGAAGGACGUUGCUCCGGAAGCCGAGGAGGUCGUCCUUCAGGCCAAGAAUGUCGUCCCGGAGCAAGGUACGUCGGAGCCUCAAGAGGAGACUUUGGAAUCCGGAGCUAGCCCCCCAGCGCUCGAGGUCGUUACGGACGGCGCAGUGUCGAAGGAUGUAGCCGUAGAGCGGCAGACGGACUCCAAGGAGGCAGAAGUCGCGACGAAGGGGACUGCCGCGGGAUCGGUCGAGGACCUCGCGCCGGCUCGGGAAGAGCCCGGUGACUCUGGGGUCGACGCGGUCGCGCCCGAUCCCGCGCCGACGCUCGAGCCGGCGGGUGACGGUUGCGUGUGCGGGGGGAGUGGCGACGGCGAGGGCUCGGACGAUGCGGGAGUUCCUCUCGAGUCGAGUGGUCUCCAAGCGCCAGACGCCGGGCAGAUGUGUGUUCGAGCGGACGCUCACCCCGCGUCGCCGGACGGCGGGACGAACGCCGCCGCGUCGUCUCCGGGUCACGAGCCGGCGGAGUCACCCCCCGGACAGCUGGGGCCCGGGGACGAGGAGGGAGGGGGUGAGCCCGGCCUCGGAGGAGCGACGGACCGGAUGUUGUCUUCUCCGCAGAAGAGACCUCACAGCGCCUCGACGUCCACACAGGUCGACCCUCUCCACUUCGAGUCGAAGCGGUCGAAGCCGGCGCCGGCGCCUACGCCGACGCCUUCCGGCUCCUCGCGCCACAUGUUCAGCCCCGGCCCGUCGCGGCCGCCGUUCAGGAUCCCCGAGUUCAAGUGGUCGUACAUCCACCAGCGCCUGCUGACCGACGUGCUCUUCUCGCUCGAGACGGACAUCCAAGUGUGGAGGAGUCAUUCAACGAAGUCUGUGCUGGACUUCGUCAACAGCAGCGAGAACGCGAUAUUCGUCGUGAACACGGUGCACCUCAUCUCCCAGCUCGCGGACAACCUCAUCAUCGCCUGCGGCGGCCUGCUUCCCUUGCUGGCCUCCGCGACGUCCCCCAACAGCGAGCUGGACGUGAUCGAGCCGACGCAGGGCAUGCCCAUCGAGGUGGCGGUGUCCUUCCUGCAGCGGCUGGUCAACAUGGCCGACGUGCUCAUCUUCGCCAGCUCGCUCAACUUCGGGGAGCUCGAGGCGGAGAAGAACAUGUCCAGCGGCGGGAUCCUGCGGCAGUGCCUGCGACUGGUCUGCACUUGCGCCGUGCGCAACUGCCUCGAGUGCAAGGAGCGAAGCCGUCCGUUCCCGGCCGUCGCGCCGCAGAUGCACCCCGGCGGCGGGAACAAGUUCGGCCACCUGCAGUCGCUCAUCCGUGGCGUGCAGGCGUCCCCCAAGAACAUAGUGGAGAACCUCGCAAGCCAGUCGAGUCCCGUGAAGGACCCGGAGAAGCUGCUGCAAGACAUGGACGUGAACAGGUUGCGAGCAGUGAUCUACAGAGACGUCGAGGAGACGAAGCAGGCCCAGUUCCUGUCGCUGGCGAUCGUGUACUUCAUCUCCGUGCUGAUGGUGUCCAAGUACCGGGACAUCCUGGAGCCCCCGCUCGCGCCGCUGCCGCGCAGCCCAGCGCUCGCGCCGCGCGGCAACGGCACGUCGCACCGCGCCGGCAGCCCCCCAGCCCAGAGCCGCGGGCUGUGCCGGCAGCUGUCCCAGGACGAGACGGAGUACGAGGUCAUGGUGGUGGACGAGAACAACUCCUCGGUGCUGGCCGACCCCGACACCCACUCCAGCGGGCCGCCGUCCCUCAAGGGUAGUACAAGGUCGCGCGCCUCUUCGCAUGCCUCUAUCACUCACCCUUACGACGUAGAUCAGUCGGACGCUGCGCAGACUUACGUGAGAACGACGGCUGUUCCCAACGUCCACUCCAGAAAGAGCGGGGACUCGCUGGAGGAGGUCAGCUCGCUCAACCUGAACGCGGCGGAGAGCGGCGCGGAGGCGGACGGCGGCCGGGAGGCGGCGGCUGACGACGACGGCGACGGCGAAGGCGGCAAGCGCAGCGGCGGCGCCGACGACAGCUGGACCGACGUCAACCUGAACGAGGACUCGGUGGCGGCGGCCAGGGACGAACAACAUCGCAACCUCGACAACGCGGCCCGCUCCAGAGGUGGCGACGCGGACGGCGACGGCGGCGGCGGCGGCCUGGAGCGCGGGGAGAAGCCCCGGACGGAGAUCUCGGUGGUGCGGGUGCCCGACGGGGUGUGCCACCCGGCUCCCCCGGGCCAGGGGCAGGCCCGCCCCGACGAGCUGCCCUCGAAGCCCCUGGUGGUGGGGCACCUGCCCCCGCCCGCCCCCUCGCGCGAGGCCUCGCUCACCCAGAAGCUGGAGGCGGCGCUGGGCUCCGUGUGCCCGCUGCUGCGCGAGAUCAUGGUCGACUUCGCGCCCUUCCUGUCCAAGACGCUGGUGGGCUCGCACGGCCAGGAGCUGCUCAUGGAGGGGAAAGGUCUGACGACGUUCAAGAACAGCACCUCCGUGGUGGAGCUGGUGAUGCUGCUCUGCUCCCAGGAGUGGCAGAACUCGCUGCAGAAGCACGCCGGCCUCGCCUUCAUCGAGCUCAUCAACGAGGGCAGGCUGCUCUCGCACGCCAUGAAGGACCACAUAGUGCGCGUGGCGAACGAGGCUGAGUUCAUCCUCAACCGGAUGAGGGCGGACGACGUGCUCAAGCAUGCAGACUUCGAGUCGCAGUGCGCGCAGACGCUGCUGGACCGGCGCGAGGAGGAGCGGAUGUGCGACCACCUCAUCACGGCCGCGCGCCGCCGCGACAACGUGAUCGCCAGCCGGCUGCUGGAGAAGGUGCGGAACAUCAUGUCCAACAAGCACGGCGCGUGGGGCUUCAAGGACCCCCUGGCGGCCAGGCUGAACGAGUUCUGGAAGCUGGACUCGUGGGAGGACGACGCGCGGCGCAGGAAGCGGUUCGUGCACAACCCGCUGGGCUCCAGCCACCCGGAGGCCACGCUCAAGGCCGCGCUGGAGCACGGCGCGCCCGAGGACGCCAUCCUCCAGGCGAGGGAGGAGUUCCACGCGCACCUGGCGGCGUCGCGGUCGCAGCAGCAGCAGGUGCAGUCCACCGACCUGAUGGACGACAGCGAGCUGCUGUCGGACGACCGGGACCUGGACGUGGACCUCACAGGCCCGGUGAACAUCAGCACCAAGGCGCGGCUGGUGGCGCCGGGCAUCGUGGCGCCGGGCACCGUCUCCAUCACCUCCACCGAGCUUUACUUCGAGGUCGACGAGGACGAGCCGGAGUUCAAGAAGAUCGACUCGGAGGUGCUCAAGUACUGCGACCACCUGCACGGCAAGUGGUACUUCUCGGAGGUGCGCGCCAUCUUCUCCAGGCGCUACCUGCUGCAGAAUGUGGCCAUCGAGAUAUUCCUGGCCAGCCGGACCUCCAUCAUGUUCUCGUUCCCGGACCAGAACACCGUCAAGAAGGUGAUCAAGGCGCUGCCCAGGGUCGGAGUCGGCAUCAAGUACGGCAUCCCCCAGACCAGACGGGCCUCCAUGAUGUCGCCUCGCCAGCUCAUGAGGAACUCCAACAUGACGCAGAAGUGGCAGCGCCGGGAGAUAUCCAACUUCGAGUACCUCAUGUUCCUCAACACCAUCGCCGGCCGCACGUACAACGACCUGAACCAGUACCCCGUGUUCCCCUGGGUGCUGACCAACUACGAGUCCCAGGAGCUGGACCUCAGCCUGCCCAGCAACUACAGGGACCUGUCCAAGCCGAUCGGAGCGCUGAACCCCAGCCGGCGGGCCUACUUCGAGGAGCGCUACUCCAGCUGGGAGCACGAGAGCAUCCCGCCCUUCCACUACGGCACGCACUACUCCACGGCCGCCUUCGUGCUGAACUGGCUCGUGCGGGUGGAGCCGUUCACCACCAAGUUCCUGGCGCUGCAGGGGGGCAAGUUCGACCACCCGAACAGGCUGUUCUCCUCCGUGGGCCUCUCCUGGAAGAACUGCCAGCGGGACACGUCCGACGUCAAGGAGCUGAUCCCGGAGUUCUUCUUCCUGCCGGAGAUGUUCGUGAACACGAACCGCUACCGCCUGGGCCAGCAGGAGGACGGCACGGCCGUGGGCGACGUGGAGCUGCCGGGCUGGUGCUCCUCCCCGGAGGAGUUCGUCCGCAUCAACCGCAUGGCGCUGGAGUCGGAGUUCGUGUCCUGUCAGCUGCACCAGUGGAUUGACCUGGUCUUCGGCUACAAGCAGCGAGGUCCGGAAGCCGUGCGUGCCACGAACGUGUUCUACUACCUGACGUACGAGGGCAGCGUCGAUAUGGACACCAUCACGGACCCCGUGAUGAGAGAGGCGAUCGAGAACCAGGUGCGCAACUUCGGGCAGACGCCCUCACAGCUGCUCAUGGAGCCCCACCCGCCACGGAGCUCCGCCAUGCACCUGUCGCCCAUGAUGUUCUCGAGCAUCCCGGACGACGUGUGCAUGACCAUGAAGUUCGUGUCGAACUCGCCCGUGUGCCACAUCUCGGCCAACACCUACCCCCAGCUGCCGCUCCCCUCGGUGGUGACGGUGACGACGGGCCAGCAGUUCGCCGUGAACCGCUGGAACUCGAGCUACGCCGCGUCCGUGCAGUCUCCCAGCUACGCGGAGGCGCCGCAGUCGCCCGCCGCCAACCUGCCCCUGUCCAUGGACCCCGUGCUGUCCCAGACGGGCAACAGCGCCAACUCGGCGCAGCGACGGCACCUCGGCGACAACUUCAGCCAGAAGCUGCGCAUCCGCUCCAACUGCUUCGUGACGACCGUGGACAGCCGCUUCCUGGUCGCCUGCGGCUUCUGGGACAACAGCUUCCGCGUGUUCUCCACCGAGACCGCCAAGAUAGUGCAGAUCGUGUUCGGGCACUACGGCGUGGUGACGUGCCUGUCGCGCUCCGAGUGCAACGUCACCUCGGACUGCUACGUGGCGUCGGGCUCGGCCGACUGCACCGUGCUGCUGUGGCACUGGAACGCGCGCACGCAGACCAUCGUGGGCGAGGGGGAGGCGCCCACGCCGCGCGCCACGCUCACGGGCCACCAGCAGCCCGUGGCGAGCGUCGUCAUCUCGGCGGAGCUGGGGCUCGUCGUGUCCGGCUCGCAGGACGGACCGGUGCUGGUGCACACGACGUUCGGAGACCUGCUGCGCUCCCUGGAGCCGCCGGCCGGCUUCGCGUCGCCGGAGAACAUCGCGAUGUCGCGCGAGGGCGUCAUCGUGGUCAACUACGAGCGCGGCCGCGUCGCCGCCUUCACCGUCAACGGCAAGCGGCUGCGGCACGAGUCCCACAACGACAACUUGCAGUGCCUGCUGCUGAGUCGCGACGGGGAGUACCUGAUGACGGGCGGAGACAAGGGCAUCGUGGAGGUGUGGCGCACCUUCAGCCUGGCGCUGCUCUACGCCUUCCCCGCCUGCGACAGCAGCGUGCGCUCCCUCGCGCUCUCGCACGACCAGAAGUUUCUGUUGGCGGGCCUGGCCGCGGGCUCGAUCGUCGUGUUCCACAUAGACUUCAACCGGUGGCACCACGAGUUCCAGCAGCGGUAUUAAGCCCUUCUGCGCGUCUGCGGACGUUGUUUUUCGCCGGCGAGCUGCAAAUCCGCGCGGACUCGCGGGAAGCGAAAGGAGGCAGACGUUCAGUCCCUGCUUGCCCGCGUUGUCUUGUCGCAGAGAGGGUGAGAAAUGGACAAUGUUCAGCGUGAACGACUUGAAAAGAACGUAAAAAGUGCUAACGAGAAGUUUCCUCUGGGAAUAUUUUUCAUUAAAAUUAUUUUGUAAACGUUACAAUCUGGAGGAAUGCCAGCUCCACAGAGCAGACCUGUUUCAGUUUAUUUUUUAUCUGGGCAAGUUUACAACUUUUUUUUUCCCCUACAUUCGAGGUAUUUUUAAGGGAAUUAAGCGAGAAAUUUCUUCGUGGAUCAUUUGUAGUUGUAGUGAUAAAAUUACAGUUAACAUUCCAUUUGUUCUGUGAUCGUGAUGUGAUGUCUUGAAUGCAUUUCGAGCCCGGGAAGUAGAAUUCUCGACACUUUUCUGUACUUAAGUUAUAACAUGGUUGUGGGUUUCUUUAUUUUUAUAGUUUCAUCUUAUGUCGUGUAUGCGUUUUCAUUUUAUUAAGUUCUGAGGCUGUUCUCUAGUUUUAGAAACAUUUGACCCUACAUCACAAGCUGCAGCUCAAAGGAAAUUCAUCCCAGUUUGAGAUCAUUAAUUGCAAUGUUUAGCUCGGAAAAUAAGCUACUACUUCUAGUCUGCGAUUGUUGGUAAAGAAUGACGGGUGUUAUGUAUAGUGAACUACAGUAGUGUUGACUUUUAAAAAAAAAUAUGUUUUAAAGCACAAACAGCAUAAUUACUGAAAAAAGGUUAUAAAAUCCACUACAUGAAGCAGUGUUAAGAAAUUAUUCUUCUGUUUGGGCAAAAAAAAUUAAUGACAUAGGUAUGUCAAAUUAAUAAUGAAACAAAACCGUAAUAAACAUUUUAGUCACUGCUCUCGAUGCAUUUAGUUGUUACCACUUUUUUUUUUUGCUAAACAUUGUCUAUAUUCACUCAAACUAGAGGAAAAAAACUUCAAAAUUGGCAACACUGACCCAGAAACGUUGGAUGAAUUUCCAUUACUAAGCUAGUGAGUUACAGCGGCCAUGGAAUUACAGAGAAAGGAAUAAAAAAGGUAAUUAAAGUUGUUACGCGUAUUAGAAGUUAUACUUGCUUGGCUUAACAAUUAUUAGCGAUAUAGUAAUAUAAGGACUGGAAUAUAAUAAAUACAAUCAAAUUUAAAUAAACACUCACUAUUUAUACAAAAAAUAAUUAUUUAAUUUAGUAAAGUAAUGAAGAUAACUUUUAAUUAAUACUGUAAUAAAUUAUUCAUGCAGAAACCUGAUAUUCACAUAAAAUUGAUUUUUUUUUUUUAAAUUAUAUGGCCCAAUAUUCAAUAUCAAAUACUAGCGUGCAUUACUUAAAUAGUAUUUGUUAGUGGGGGAAUGGGGUAAUUAUGAAAGUUUGGAUCUCAAAUGACAUUGGCAGAAGAGAAAAUAAACACCUACUGAACUCGUUGUUAACCAACAAUAUUCAGUUUACUCUACCUCAGAACUUAUUUUUGUUCCUUUAUCUUAGAUUGAAGUGCGCAUCGGUGAAGUUGAAUUGUUUUAAGUUUGGAGAGGUCGGGGCAAGAUUAUAUGGUGGAUUGCAAUAACACCGAAAUACAAGUUUUAGAAUUAGUUUCAGUUAAAUCCAUACUAUCAGUUUAAUGUUUGAAAUUCAAAGAAUUGUACCAAACUACAUACAUAGAUCAUAAAAAUUAAUUUAAUGUUUUACUGUGCAUCUCUAAUUGUUUUGCUUUGAAACCACUAAUGCACUGUGAUUUAUUUUUAUUAUUCUGAAUUAGACCAAUUUAUUUUACCACUAUUUUUGUGUAGUAAGUAUUAUAAAUUACUUAAUAAAAAUGAUGACACCGAAGUCUUGUUUCAAAAAACUAAAUUGGACUAAACAUAAAACCAUAACAUCUUGCUUCUAUUUGUAGGUAAAUCCAGAGUAAAUUUCUUCCUUUCUCUGUUUUUAUAUAAUUUGCAGCAGCAGUUAUUCACGUUUGUACUUAAACCUUUUUGUUGGUGUGAGCGAAAACAAUGUAGUGUUUUACCUUAAAACGAAAUUCUUGUAGUUUUAGUGAAUGAUUAGUCAGAUGUGUAGUGUGAUGCAGGUUGUUCAACAACAAAAAAAUAAUAAUUAAUGGCAUAUGUAGAUGAAUUUGGACUUGAAGUUGAAGAACUAAGCCUGGGGAAAUUGGUGAACAUAGUGCUCUUUGUGUCAUUAGGGUAACGAGUUUGGUGGACGAACAAUUUGUUAUUGGGUGUUUUUUAAAGUCAGCGCGACGAGGUCUCAUUUAGCUGCGCGGACAUUGUACUCAACGAUAAGUGAUUCUCGUUGGAGGUGGUUGGCUCAUUGUUUGGUGUUUGAGACCAGGUUAUAUUUGCAGACUUGUACUGAAGUAUCAAAAAACCAGUUGAAACUUAUUUAUGAAAAAUAGUAUGAAUUAUAAGCGCCAAUAAUUUUCUCAUUUAUAGGGGGGCCUUCCCCAAAAUGAAAAAUGGCUAACUUUUGACAGGUACAGUAUAACAUUCUUAAGAUUUUUCUGCAUGGAAAUUUAACACGACUUAUAAAUCGGGAGACUUAGGGUUUAACUGUAUCACUGGAUGUAAAUCAGCUUAAAAAAUUACUUUCCUUGGUUAAAUAUAAAUUGUGUUUUUCAUGAAAGUAUGUAAUAUUGAGCUAGAACUUGUGGGAUUAUCUUGUUGAAUAUUUCAUGUACUACGGCUUGCUUACACCGGUUGUAAAUCGUGCAGGGUUUUUUGAUAAAUUGACGUAAAGCACGUUGACAAAAAAAAAAAAGGAAUAUUAUGUUUUGCUUAAUCAGUGCCAAGCUUAGGAAUGCUUUGACGCGUCGCAGCGUUCUGAGGAAAAUCGGCGAGCUCUGACCGCCUCGUUGACUCGCUGAUCUAGUCAUAAGCCUACUCUUUGUAUGCUCAGCUUAAUUUAACAGUGAUUCCCUCCAAGAGCAUUGUAUUGUAAAUUAUUACACUGUGUCCAUUUUACAUUGAGGUGAAAAAAAUGAUUUUCUGGCUUGUUGUAAAAUUGUGACUUGUACAUAUUAAGGCUAAUGUUAAUGAUCGUAACUAGUGAAGGAACAAUAUUAUGGGUUUGCAAUAUUUUCAGCUAUUUACUUUACAUAUUUUAAUUAUUUUCUAUAAGAGAACAUGUUUCUGGAGAUUGUUGUGAAGAGAAAUCAAUUCAUCAAUCCGGUCCAUAUUUUCUGAUAAUCAAUGCAAUUUAUUGUUAUAAUUAUGUGGUGUUGCAUAAUGAUACAGGUAGAUAACCCAGCAUUCCUUGUGUUUUCAGGCUGCCGGGUUGCAUUGCUGUGUAUAUUUAAUUUGCUUGGAAAUAUUCUUUACUGUUGAUAUUCAUCCCAGUGAAUAUUUUUUCCUGUUUGAUAGCGAGUUGUGCCAUUUCAAUUUUUGUGUUCCUGUCAUACAGGCAGGAUUGUAACAACACCUUUUACUGUCAUUGUAACUUGACUUUUUUUUUAUUCAAGCGGAGUGUACUUUGUGGAGGCCAGUUUCAGUUAUAUUUUCUUUCUUUGUGACAUUGUAACUAAUUCUAGCAAUCUUGUUGGCAUAAUUAGAUACUUGAAGGCCACCCAGAUGACUACUGUUAGGUUACUUUCAUGGAUAAAUCUUAUUUCUUUCAUGUAACUACCAACCUUUUUCUCAAUGCCGCUCAUUUAUACUUUAGUUUAUUUCAAUGAUGGCUGUAUUGACGUACAUUAUAUCAGUGAAAUUAAAUUUGCCUACAAAUAUAUACUGAGGAUUCUAUAGGCAUUCCAGCUUGGAUACAAUAUGGUACCUCUUGGUAGUCUUCUAGUGGCUGAUAAGACUCUUUCUGAUCAUGGUAAUACAUGCUAAGGAGACAGUGGAAAUUUUUAAAAAUUACCAUACUUAAUUUUUUAUGUUACCUUACAGCAGUGUUUUAUCAUCCAUGACCAUUAUGGUCAAUUGAUUUGGUUGUGCAGUGGUUUAUCUAGAAACAGCAAAUUAUACACGUUAAGAUUUUUGUACUAUGCGACACUUUCUUUUAUAUCUGAUUACUGUUUAUUUGUAUGCUAUUGAAUUGGAAAUAAAUUUUGUUCUGAACAGGUGGA
Bacillus rossius redtenbacheri is the source of this 13731-nucleotide messenger RNA. RefSeq names its product neurobeachin (gene rg). The record is from RefSeq and is a predicted model, not a curated record. The transcript has 54 exons. Gene Ontology annotation, biological process: intracellular protein localization. Gene Ontology annotation, cellular component: membrane; cytosol. The coding region runs from base 132 to 9599 and encodes 3155 amino acids. Gene Ontology annotation, molecular function: protein kinase binding. Lineage: Eukaryota; Metazoa; Arthropoda; Insecta; Phasmatodea; Bacillidae.